UACUUGCUUCUUGAACCGAUAUUUUGAACUUAUGUGCUUCGUUAGUCUCGUACAAUUACACAUAGUCAAAAGAAUGAAAGAAUAAUGAGUCCGGAACUUCGUUGAUUGUGAAAAUUUUCCUUGUCUCCGAGACAAUGAGUACAUUUAUUCGAUGUAAACAUGAACAAAGUGUACACGAGGACGAUGUCGUUAAUGAGCGUCAAGAAAUUUACGAGCCAUAACAGAAAGUUUAAAGGAACAGAGCGUUACAAUUCUCGACGAAACAGUCUGACUUUAACGAGUCGUUGAAAGAGUUCGAAUACAUAUUGCGAAAGACGAAAAUUUUUCAUUCGACGAUUUUCUAAAGAUGACAUUCAAAUCCUUGAUGAAUCUCGGAAGCUUGAAUGAUCCUUAUCAUCCUGGUAUUGAUAGGUACCAUAGCGGUUCUGGUGGUUAUCAUCACGGCGAAUAUGGAGGAUACUAUCAUGGUUCACGAGGAAGUAACAAAAAUAAAAAUGACAAAGGAGCUGCACUUAGCGCCUUGACUUUACUUGCUUUCCUGUUCUUAUUAAACGUCAUGCAGCAAUCGAUGCAAGAAAAUAAUAAUACAAUUCCGACAACGACAUCCACGAUAUUUUUACGCGAUAUAGAUCAACCGAUAAUGAUAGAUUCGAAAGAGGAGGAGAAGAAGAGGGAUGAAAUGAAGAAGGAUGGUAUAAUAACUGUAAAAUCCAAGAUUCAAAGGCUUAACAGUCAAUAUAUUAAAUGAAAUCAGAUUAGUACACAAUGAUUUGGUACAGAAUAGUUAAAAGUACUUAGAUGAAUAAAUGAAGAAUAUUUUUUGGAUCGAUAUCGAAAAUCGAAAAUUUCUCUCGUACAUGUUUAACGAUUCAUCCAUGAAUUAUCAGCAUGAAAUUGUAUUAAGAUAAUAUUUAUUGAAUCAUUCUGUAACAAUUCCUUAAACAGAUGUGCUUUGAAAUAUCAUAUAUGCAGCAUACGCUAUUCUUUUAAUACAUUCCAUUCUUUUUUUCUUUUUUUUUGCUGAUCUUUGUUCUUCAUUUUUUUUCUAUACAUAUAUAUAUAUAUAUUUAUUUAUUUAUUAACUUAUUUAUUUAUUUAUACUUUGUAAU
Molecule: messenger RNA, 1109 nt
Organism: Apis laboriosa (Himalayan honeybee)
Lineage: Eukaryota; Metazoa; Arthropoda; Insecta; Hymenoptera; Apidae
Exons: 4
Coding region: 347-748 (133 amino acids)
Source: RefSeq, a predicted model, not a curated record